AAAUAGGACACUGAAUGAAGAUCAAGAUGGUCAUUUUCUCGGUACUUUUUAUCUUUUUCUUUUAUCUUUUUUCUUUUUCUGUGGUCAAAUCAGUAUGCCAUAUCGAUUUGUUAUCCUCAAAAGGUUUCCCCCCCCAAAUCAAAUCUAUGUAUGGCAGUCAAAGGUCGUUCCUUUUUCUUAUCUUCUUCUUCUCCUUCCAUUUCCCUGCUGUCAUCCAUGGAGGCUCUUAAAUCCACUGCCAUUCCCAUUUUCAAAUCUUCCCCACUUUCAUUCCCCACCAAAUCUCUAAAACCCAUCAACGUUUCCAUUAACCCUCCCCCAUCAGACUUUGAUUUCCGAUUGGAAAUCUCUAGGGAUUCUAGAGCUACCAUUGCUGAAACUCACCCUGAGUUGCUUGAUUUGGCUGACGAUGGCAUAUUGGUUUUGGUUGACAAGACGAAAUUUGGGCCUGUCCCAGCGUGGAGGGCCGAAUUCGUGGAACCCCAAGCAAUAUGGCUGGUUGGAACUUCGCAUAUUUCUCCUAAAUCGGUAAAGGAUGUCGAGCGAGUUGUUCGAGCAGUAAAGCCUGAUAAUGUGGUAGUCGAGCUUUGCAGGAGCAGACAUUUGUUCCAGAGCUGGUAUCAUGUAUACUUUAGAUACGGGUGAGCCAGACCAAAAACUGAAAUCCAACAUGUUUUCCUUGAGUGGGGAUGGUUUUCUAGGUGCUGUUGUUCGCAGCAUAAACCUGGGAGGCCAAACUGCUCUUGCUUUGCGUCUGCUUCUAGCAGUGUUUUCAUCCAAAAUUUCAUCAGAUGUCAACCGUCCUUUUGGAGACGAGUUUCGAGCUGCUCGUAAAGCAUCUGAAGAAGUUGGUGCUCAAAUAGUUUUGGGGGACCGGCCAAUUGAGAUAACACUAGAGAGGGCAUGGAAUGCUCUGAUUUGGACUGAGAAGUUGAGUUUAGUAAGCUCAGUUAUUCGUGGAAUAACAUCGGAAUCUGAUUUCUCUCAAAACAUUGAUGAGGAAUCCGAUGGAAAUGGUAGUUCUUUGCAGCUCUAUGAGAAGCUUGGUUUUUCUUAUCCAUCCCUCCUUCAACCUCUCAUUCAUGAACGAGAUACGUACCUUGCAUGGUCUCUGAAGCGUAGCAAGGCGGUGAACAAGAGCAAGAGGGUGGUUGGGGUGAUUGGAAGAGGCCAUAUGAACGGUGUCAUUUACGCAAUAACAUCGGACCAAGGAAACUUACGAUUUCGUGACCUUGCAGGUAAGAAAGCUGGAGAAGGUAAUUCCAAUGGCUUUGUUAGCAGUCUCCUGAAAGACUUGGUUAGAGACACUAUAAUUGGUGUUAUUGUGUGGGUUUUAUAUGAACAAUUAAAACAACUACACAUAAUACCUUAGCAAGGUAGGUGCCAUGGCAACUGAUUACUUUCCACCAAUUCAUCUUUGCAGAAAAGUGAUUAGAAAUUUAUACACAUUGAUUAUGUAUAAAGAUAUCAUUUGUUCCCUGUAUUUGUAUAUUUAUCUAUUUUUCAAUAAAUAUAAAAGAAUGUAUCAUGCAUAUAUAAUCUUUUAUAUACUUUCUCUCAAUACAAACUAUUGAACUGGCAA
Cucumis sativus (cucumber) is the source of this 1582-nucleotide messenger RNA. Its product is annotated as traB domain-containing protein. The transcript has 7 exons. Bases 623 to 1372 code for a protein of 249 amino acids. NCBI's taxonomy places the organism in Eukaryota, Viridiplantae, Streptophyta, Magnoliopsida, Cucurbitales, Cucurbitaceae. The record is from RefSeq and is a predicted model, not a curated record.